Molecule: messenger RNA, 1017 nt
Organism: Hypanus sabinus (Atlantic stingray)
Lineage: Eukaryota; Metazoa; Chordata; Chondrichthyes; Myliobatiformes; Dasyatidae
Product: RLA class II histocompatibility antigen, DP alpha-1 chain-like
Exons: 5
Coding region: 90-890 (266 amino acids)
Biological process (GO): immunoglobulin production involved in immunoglobulin-mediated immune response; peptide antigen assembly with MHC class II protein complex; positive regulation of T cell activation
Cellular component (GO): MHC class II protein complex; plasma membrane
Molecular function (GO): MHC class II protein complex binding
Source: RefSeq, a predicted model, not a curated record
AUACGUUUCCUCACGAAGUUCUUUUCCUGCAGCAAGUUCUUUAAAAUACCACUUGUGUUGCAGGAAUUGGUGGAUACGGUUUCUGUAAGAUGUCGGAGAAAUUUACGGUUUCGUUCAUGGCAAUUCUGGCUAUUACUUGGCUCACCGUCAAAGUCACUCCGAGCAAAGUGUCACAGUUCCCUCCGGACCUGGCCGUCCUGCGUGGUGCGAAUGUUACCAUGUUCUGCAAAUUUCCACUAUUACAAGAUAUUGUUGACGUUCGUUGGUGGAGGGAAGGCGAGAAGUCAUUUUUAGAAAGGAACAACAGAAGACAAUUUACUGUAGAAAGAGGAAGGGGAACACUUGUACUCUGGAAUGUCAAAUUUCCCGACUCCGGAAUGUAUUACUGUGAAGCAAAGUAUCAGCAACAAUCUAUCGGGAAUGGAAGUGGCACCAAGCUCACUGUGUUUGCUCCUCCAACUCCAUUGGAAAUUGUUCCUAUUGGAGGGUUUUCGUCUCCUCGAAAGCUCCUUUGUAAAACGGCUGCCUUCUUCCCGGAGAAAUUAGAAGUCGUUUGGCGAAGAAAUAACGAAGAAAUUUGCACUGGAAUAGAAAGUGUGACAAACCGGAGCGUGGAUGGCAUGUACGAAGCUUGUAGUUUAAUGGAAAUCACGCAGUCUGCUUGGGGAAAGGAUGUUUACACCUGCCUGGUGUCGCAUGUCUCCCUCCCGGUGUCUGCAAGUUUCAGCUACAUCCUGGAGCAAGGCGCUGAUACCAGAUUGAUUCUCGCAUGUGCAGUGGGCGGAUCGGCAAUUUUAGUUCUGAUAAUAGUUUUGCUGAUACUCAAGUUAAAGAGAUCGCCCGACUGCUCAAGCCGCAGAAUCGAAACCGGACCUUGCAGGACAACAUGAGAAACUUUUUGUUGCGAGGAAGUGGGUUCGAAGUCACAUUUUAACUUUCAGCCACUGUCUGUAACCUAAGCGUCGAGCAUAAAAAUAAACGAGUCAGCAAAUCGAUGUUCCGAGCUACAUGCAAACU